AAUCUUUACCCCAUAUCUCUUCCAUCCUCCCCAUGGAGUAUAUGGAGAGCAACAUCCGCAUGCCCUUCUUAACUCUAUGACCAGUAGGGAGCACAUCAGCUUCACCGGCGCAUCUAUGCUCGAAUGGAACUGGUGGAUACAACCGCAACGUCUCGCAGAUGGUCGCAUGAAGGGUGGGUCACAACCAACCAGAUCAGCCAACUGAGAGUAGAAGAUAGGGUGUCUUUUCCGGCUGCUAUUAAUGUAAACACCAUAUCUCGUAAGGACUUGUCUGAACUUUCUCCUUUCUGACCAGCUAUCAUCAAUUGUGUUAGCAUGUCGAGUUGUUGUCUCUGCUCCUCUUUUUGCAUCUCUUGUUUCUUCAUCCUGAUAGCAUUGUAUAUGAAUUCAUCCAACACCUUCGUACUAUGACUAAUCUUCUUCUCCGAACCAAUCCCGAACCUUUUCUGGAACUCCCAUACACCUCUGGGCACUAUAUGUCGGUAUAUGACUGCCUCAAAGAUUUCUUCGAAUGCUUUGUCGUACGGGAAUGUUUCUGAACGUCCGUCCACAGAAAGAUUAACCUGGAUCAAACCCCAAAACCCACAGGCAGAUGUUAUCGAACAUGAACAUCUUUGCCACCUCCUGCAUGUCUACCUCGGCUCCGACUCUCGCAUCGAGAAGUGGGAACAAGGUGCCCUCCAUCUUCAGCUUGAGGGUUGUCGUCAUGUGGUUCUGCAAUUCCUCGUUGUUGAGGAUGGAAUGGAGCAACUGCCGCUGGAACUUCCAGGCCUCGCCAUCAACGUUGAAGAAAACAGCUGCGAGGAACUCGAAUAUGGCCUUGAACUCUUCGCCUUUCCUGUACUUGGCGUAGCUCUUGCUGAAGAUGUGGUGGGCGUUGAGCGGAUCGCUGGAGGCGAUGAAAUCCAUGUUGGCGAACCACGGGCCUUUGAACACGAACGUGCCGCCGGUUUCCUUGAGGGUUCUGUCGGCUGCGCCAUGGAUAUUAUCGGUCCCCGCGUUCCAAAGGAGGCCUGGAAGCACACCCAGCACCGGCCAUUCGAUUAAGGAGAAGUUUGUGUUCCUGAUACUACUAAUUAUGGAAGUACGCCGCCAUGGGAGAGCAAAAUGGCAAGUAGUGGUAUGAUGGCCAUUUGAUUUGAUGAUUU
Messenger RNA from Linum tenue, 1148 nucleotides. The record is from the annotation of a GenBank genome assembly. NCBI's taxonomy places the organism in Eukaryota, Viridiplantae, Streptophyta, Magnoliopsida, Malpighiales, Linaceae.